CUCAAUUACUUCGCUCUCUAUCGGGUCUGCUGAUCGCAAAGUUCUUCAGCUUGCGAACGUCUUCCUCAAUAGUUUCCGUGAACCAGAGCCGCCAAUUCGCUCACAACCUGCUUCCUCCUGCCUUUGCCGGCUCCCCGCUUCGGCGCAACCAGCACCGUUGUCCGUCGAAUCGAAGGCUCGAAGCGAUCAGCUUUACCCUAAUUCGCUCAGGAUGAGUACUAUGAAAUUCUGCUGCGAAUGCAACAAUAUACUGUACCCCAAGGAAGAUAGAGAGCAGAAGAUUCUCCUCUUUGCUUGCCGCAACUGUGAACACCAGGAGGUUGCCGAUAACUACUGUGUCUACAGAAAUGAGAUACAUCACUCUGUCGGGGAGCGCACUCAAGUGUUGCAGGAUGUAGCUGCAGAUCCAACUUUACCUCGUACAAAAUCAGUACGUUGUGCUCAAUGCAGCCAUGGAGAAGCUGUCUUCUUCCAGGCCACUGCUAGAGGGGAGGAAGGUAUGACUCUGUUCUUCGUCUGCUGCAACCCAAAUUGUGGAUACCGUUGGAGAGAUUGACAUCUCACUCAGAUACUAGAAUCUAAUCCUGAUGACGUUUCUUGGUGUUUGCUCGAAGAAACUAUUGGCUAACUCAUUGAUCUGGUAACGACCUAAGAAUAUCCAAAUUGUGGUCUUACAUUUCCUGGAGCUGGUUCAGUUUGGCUGUAACUCAUUGACCAAAAAGCAUUGAAGGGGAAACUGUAGCUGGCGGUAUUUCAAUUUGCGCCUUAAGUGUGAAUUGCUGGAUUUUUUUAGUUUGUUCUUUUUAUCCUGGUGAGGACCUUAAGAUACCCAUCUUUCCGAUCCAUGGCUUGACAAGGCA
Molecule: messenger RNA, 860 nt
Organism: Rhodamnia argentea
Lineage: Eukaryota; Viridiplantae; Streptophyta; Magnoliopsida; Myrtales; Myrtaceae
Product: DNA-directed RNA polymerases II, IV and V subunit 9A
Exons: 4
Coding region: 212-556 (114 amino acids)
Biological process (GO): transcription initiation at RNA polymerase II promoter; maintenance of transcriptional fidelity during transcription elongation by RNA polymerase II; DNA-templated transcription
Cellular component (GO): RNA polymerase II, core complex
Molecular function (GO): DNA-directed RNA polymerase activity; zinc ion binding; nucleic acid binding
Source: RefSeq, a predicted model, not a curated record